CAAGAGAACUCUGUUCCGCACAGUCGGUGUUGGACUCGCCCUUCCUUCAGAAACUCCACUGUAAGUGCAAGCGUGUUUCUACAUCCCCUACUCUAUUAACUUCCCCUAACUUAAUCACUCGAACUUACAACGAAUGCAGCAGCCGACGCUCAGGUGAUAUUUGUACUCGUAUCUAACUACUACUCGUAAUUUAUUAAUUUAUCCGAUCCUCGACGACGCCCUCUUAGUAGAAUUUCCUCAAUAUUUUCUUGUCAUCGAUUUAUGUACUUAAACCUUGAGUGGAAGGAGCCCUUAUUAUAAAGCAGCCGUCCCAAUCAGCCACUUACUAUACUAUAUCUGUUAUGAUAAUAAUAAUAUGAUAUGGGUGGCAAACAGUUCUCAAACUCAAUGUAAGCUGGCUUUUUGCACCGCUUCAAUCGAGCAUUCCCACGCCCACUGACACUUUAUGAGGGAAUGCUCCUCUGGAGCCGUUCAAUUCACGCGAUUCAAUUCAUAUUCUAAAGCUCAAUUUUAGUGUACCUCUAAGUUAAUAUUAAUCAUUGAACAAUAAACUCAAAUUGACCUAAAUCUCUGAGAUUGAUUGACACUACCGGUUGGGGUUAGAAAAUAUAAUAAAGUGAAAUACAAAUGGAGUUUCAGUAUCAAUUCAAUUUCGGUAUUGAAAAGACUCAUUCAUUUUCAUCCAAUGGCUAUAAUCUCACUUUUAAUUUAUAAUUUACUCAUGGGUCUGACCAUGGGCUCCCUGAAUUGCCCCACUGGAAAAUCGAAUCCCCUGCAGUUUCACCUGGUUCGUCAGUGUCAAAGAGCAGCGGCUGAUGAAGCACUGGCCCUGGAAAAUACAUCCUCUCUAGAGGAUUGCGUUAGUCUGGCUCAUGAAAAGCGGGGCCUGGCCUUGAACUACGCCCCAGGAGGAGCAAAAAGGAGGAAAAACAUAUACGAUCAGAGGUUCUUUGGCAAGGAGAAUCAUAAGCAGCAGCAUUUACGAAGUCGUUUGAGUGUGUUCGAGCAGCCAGGGGAGUUUUUUAACUGCCAUGUGCUGCAGUGUCCUCAGAACAAUACGUUUUCCGGGAUGGUCAACGACAGUCGCUUCGAUUACUACAGUCUAUAUGGCAGGCCAACAGCUAUUCGGAACUACAGCUGCGUACCGGAGGUGGGUCUCUUUGUGGUGUAUACCCAGCCCAGUGUCUACUUGAAUGCCUCUUUGGCCUGCUCCAACUCCUCGGAGUUCACUGGCAGUCUGGCCCACAUAGCCUCCGAGUACAGAACCACCUCCUUGGCCCAGUGGUUACUGGAGUUCAACCGAAAGUCGCAGCCUCGAGGAGAGUCGAAUGUGUUCCUGGCCUAUGUGGGAUUGGUGUACAACAGCUCCACUUCCCUGAGUCGUUUGGAUUUCAGGAACUCUCAGCGGGAAAGCCUGCAGUGCUUUCUCUACAGGGCCUGGGAUGCAGGUCAUCCUCGUUUCGGCCGGGAGCUGAGCAAUGCCAGCUGCGUGGCCCUGACGCCGCAGGGAACCUGGCAAACGCUCAACUGCGACCGGGAGCUGCCCUACAUCUGCGAAAUCCACACGGCCAGGCCGACUGGCACCUGGGAGAACUCCGAUUCCGAGCUGGACAUUGGCCCAAAUGCAGUCUUCGAGUGCAACGAUUGAUUCGAUUCUAGGGCAGCAUGGAUAUUCGCAGCCGUUUUAUUCACUUAAGCAGUUUUCAAAACACAAAAGCCCAAUAUAGAUAAGAGUUUAUACGGUGUUUGCCCGCCGCCACUCGCC
Messenger RNA from Drosophila takahashii, 1765 nucleotides. RefSeq lists its product as uncharacterized. The record is from RefSeq and is a predicted model, not a curated record. Lineage: Eukaryota; Metazoa; Arthropoda; Insecta; Diptera; Drosophilidae.